This is a messenger RNA of Prorocentrum cordatum, 465 nucleotides long. Lineage: Eukaryota; Dinophyceae; Prorocentrales; Prorocentraceae. The record is from the annotation of a GenBank genome assembly.
UUGGCGACCCCCCUUAGCGGUGACCCCCUUUGGCAUUGCCUGGUGGGCGUUUGGCUGUUGAUCAUCACUGGCGUGCGCCUGCUGGUGACCCUCGGCCUAACGCUGUCGCGGGCGCGCCUCUACGGCAUCUACGCUGGAAUCUUCGGCGCCUUGGGGCUGCAAGGCUCCAUGGCGAAGACGGCGUUCGCGGUGCUCGCCUUCCCGGCGCGGGGGCUGCCAGAGGUGCUUGGUUCGCACCAUUCCAGGGUUCCUGAGGCCCUCCGGGCCUCGCGAGCGGCUGCCCUGGAGUCCACUGGUGGCCCCCUGGGAGAGCCCAGGGACACUUUGGGCCAGGGCCACUUUCAGCAACGCCCGACCAGCGAUGGGCGACUGCUUUCAGAUAGUGGUGCAAGAUUGCUUCCUGAAGAGGGGCGCAGGCGGCGUGCAGCGCUGUGCCUCGCUCGGCUCGCCGGCGCCGCUCGAUGA